Molecule: messenger RNA, 5289 nt
Organism: Diplodia corticola
Lineage: Eukaryota; Fungi; Ascomycota; Dothideomycetes; Botryosphaeriales; Botryosphaeriaceae
Product: hatpase c domain-containing protein
Exons: 2
Coding region: 1-5289 (1762 amino acids)
Source: RefSeq, a predicted model, not a curated record
AUGGCCGGCUCCAUCAACUAUGCUCGCAUGCGCGAGCUGACGAUGCAAGAGGGCCAGGACGACACCGUCACCGUCAACACCCGUGCCUUGAUCGACAAGGUCUUGGCCCGUUACUCGGCCGAGUUUACCACCCUCAGAGAACUCGUCCAGAACGCUGCGGAUGCUGGCGCCACCAAGGCUACCAUCAGGCUGGAGACGGAUCCGUCAACUCGUGUGCCUUUGCCGCAGACCCAGGAUCCCUCCGUCCUGCUCAGGCACGUGGUCAAGAACCACACUCUGAGAAGUCUUGAUGUAGCCAACAACGGCAAGCCUUUCACUGAUGCCGACUGGUCGCGCCUGCGCUGCAUCGCCGAGGGAAACCCUGACGAGACCAAGAUCGGUGCUUUUGGCGUGGGCUUCUACUCUGUCUUCAGCGAGUGUGACGAGCCGUUUGUGAUAUCCGGCAACAGGACCAUGGCCUUUUUCUGGAAAGGGAACACUCUCGCCGUCAAGUCCGGGACGUUGCCUGCUGAGCAGGCCUCAGAUAGCACGCGAUUCGUCUUAGACUACCGGAAGUCCUCUGACAAGAACGGCGACGUGACCCCUUCUCCCGUUCCUGACCUUUUUGAAUUGUCCAAGUUCUUCACCACUAGUCUUACAUUCCUUGCAUUGCAGAAUAUUGAACUGUUCGUUGAUAAUUUCAAAAUCCUUCACCUUACUAAAACAACAUCUGCCGCUGCCGCAGUCUCGAUACCAAGCCAUAUCGGGAGGAAGUCCGAAAAAGGCCUGAUGGAGAUCCGCGAUGUCACGCACCAGACGGCGAACAUCAAAGCCGAGUGGACCAACGUGAUAGCUUGGGACCGCAAGGAGUCAACCCAGGAAGCGGUGGCCGAAGAACCAGCUCCAGCGGUGCCCAGCUUUAAGGGCUUUUUCGCAAGGUUCAACAUCGGCACCGCGAGCAAGAGAGAGCAGGAGCAAAAGGCUGCCCAGGAAAGGGUCCAAGAGCAACAAAGAGCUGUGGCAGAAGACGUGGCUGGCAUCUCGCAAGCAACCAUUGCCUUGCGGAUCAAUACGGUCAACAUAAACACCAAUGUCCCCAAGGUCCUAUCCAGCGAGCUUCUCCGAGCCACCAAGAAACCCCCGCCUGGGCAAACUCGCCUGGCCAUUUUGACCGCAGACCAAAGUAACCCGGAAACUUCCAUUACCGACGCUUUCGGCCUCACCGUGGAUCGCUCCUCCGACCUUUUCGCCUCUGCUCUGCCAACGAAGCAUGGUCGUGUCUUUAUUGGAUUCCCCACCGGCCAGACGACCGGCUACCAAUGUCAUAUAUUCGCGCCUUCUCUCAUUCCAACCGUAGAGCGUGAGAGUAUUGACUUGUCAAACCGUCAUGUUUCGACGUGGAACGAGGCUAUGCUGGACGUCGCCGGUAUCGCUUGUCGGAUGGCAUUUGACAGCGGCAUGACCACCAUCAAAGAGAAUCUUUCCAAGGAGUUGAAAUCUGCCGGGGCAUCCCAACCCACUGUCGAUCAAAUCUCGAAGACCGUCCCUGAUGCGGUGCGUUUGCUGAAGCAGUGGACUUCGGAAGAGGCUACGCCGUCUGCCGUGGUAGGGAGAUGCGUGGAGGGAGGUUUCUGGAGGGCCUCCCAAAGGGCCGAGAUUCUCUCAACGAAUGGCGUUCUGCCAUGUGAGAAAGUACGCGUGUCAUUGUUGAAGCUGGGAUUCCUUCAAGACCUUCCCAUGGUCCCCGAGCAGAUCAUCGAAGAGAACAAAUCUUUCGUCGAGAAGAUGCUGUCUCGGCGCAUCCUGUACUAUCUCACGGUGGAAGACAUUGUCCAGCGCCUUGAGAACAAACCUUUGAAUGAGGAGGAGAUGCGCGAGUUCCUCAAGUUCACUGCUGACAUGUCCCAUUCCGACACGAUUGAUGCCAGCGACCUCAAGAAACUUUUCAAUGCCGCCGUGCUAACCGAUGAUGCGACUAUCAUCGCGCUUGGAAGCAUUACUUUCUAUCUGAAUGCUGCCAAAUACCCGCCCGAUCUGCCUUUUCCGGAUUCUGUCAUGCCUUUGAAGUACACAAAGGAUUUCACCCGUGCACAACUCGAAGGGUUCGGAUGGGCCGAGCUUCCUGUGGAAGAAUGGAUUCGCUAUCUCCUUGAGUUCAACCAGCGCAAUGGCGGCAAAUCGCUCACCAAGGAUGCUGAGUUUGCCACCCAAGUUCUCAAGGUGAUAUCCAAACAGUGGGAUCAAUUAAGAGCACACCAGCGAACUGAGGUGGUUGCACUACUCCAGCCUCAUGCUGUAAUGCCCACGAAGAAUGGCAUGCAGACACCACAGCAAACAUACCAUCCUAACGUCAAGCUCUUUGAGGAUCUUCCAAAUCUUACUGUACUUGGCCUGAAGCCAAAAUUCCUAGAGGCACUGGGGCUUCGCCAGACCAUUGACCUGGACUACGUCUUCACCCGACUGCUGGCUACUCCUAACAAGGCCGCUCAAGACAACCAGCCCAAGUGGAGUCAUAUGGAUCUCAUUGAAUACCUGACCGAGGUUCGCGACUCCAUUCCCGCCAAAGACCGCACUGUUCUCGCCGAGAAGCCGAUUUGGCCUGUGGAAGAGUAUUCUGGAUUUCGAGGAGAUGCAAAGAAGUUGUACAAACUCCAGCAGCUCUACGAACCAGGAAAUGAUAACAAGACACUCGGUCUUCCGGUCAUCAAGUGGCGAGCGAAUACAGAGUACAGGUCCACGGACCCGAAGGCCAAAUUCCUUCGCGAACUGGGCCUGCGAAAGAGCCCGGGCUGGAAUGAAAUCGUGGACAUGAUGUUGAGUUCAGCGAAGGUCAACGAUCCUCAGCAGUAUGAGAUGGCCCUGCAUUACUUCUUGUCCAAUCGCGCGCUGUGGCAGAAUAUCCCGGCGGCUGCGCUGGCGGACAAGAAAAUCCUACCUGUGGAGGCCGCCCCCUUUCCCUCUCUGGUUCGCCCAUCUGAGUGUGUCACCAAUCCCGACUCAUCCAUUUUUGGGUACAACAUCUUACGCCGUGACGUGCAACCCCACGCAGCCGUUUUCGGUGUCUCUCGCGACCCCCCGAUCGAUGCUUGUGCAAGGAAAUUGAUCCAGUCUCCUCCCAUCAGCAAACAGGAAGCCGCUCUUUACUUCGGAUACAUGGCUGGGAGAAUUGCCGACAUUCAGAGUCUACGCCAAAUCGCACAGGAGCUUGGCAGCUCUCCGAUCGUCCCGCUUGUCAGCCCUCAAAGUGGCGCAAAGAUGCGGCAUAUUCCACCGCAUUCCUGCUUCGUUGGCGAGAGUAAGGAGUUCGGUAACAUCCUAAACUUUGUCGACUUUGGUAGCAUUGCGAAUGCUUUCCUAAGAACUGUCGGAGCCAAAGAUCAACCCACCAUUCUAGAACUCGCCCGCAUGGUCGUUGACAAUCCAUCAAAGGUCCUACAAGAGCUCCAAGCGCCAAAAUAUAUGGGCUUGCUUCGACAGUUCGCUGUAGAAGAGGGCCAACUCAAAUCGGACAAGAAUGUCUGGGCCGCUUUCAAGACCAGGCCAGUGUUGCUUGCUUUCAAGGAUGAACAGCAAGAUGGCAAGGUCGUGGAGGUGAAGGAGAAGUCUCUGCUCGACGACGAUGACGACGACUUCGAUGAUGCCGCCAUUCAACAGGUUCUCGUCAGUGCUUCUGCUUCCCAGAUUGUCGUCCGAGACAAUGUCCAAUACUACGGUGUAUUCAGACACUCGCUCUUGGUUGCCCCCGAAGAUGAAGUUCUCGAACAAUUCUACAUGCACCUUGGCGCCGAGAAGCUCAGUGAUCGCGUCAACGUUGAGAAGAUUGCUGGCAACCCAGUCCCUGGCGGAGAGCACAAGGCAGCCGCAUUGAAGGCGCUUCUCGUAGAGCGAACGCCCAUCUUCCUCAUAUCGUACAACAAAGACCAGAUAUACCACGAUGCACGGUGGUUGGAAUCGAACUUGGACGUCAAGCUUGUAUCGUCCCUCACACAUCGCCUCCAGUUGCCUGGACAGCGUCCCGUGUCGCUCAAGACGAGCGCUGGCCUCCUACGGGUGAGAUCGAGGUUCCAAACUUCGACCGUUCUGUACGCUCGGCAGGAUUUCGACUUCUACGAAGUCAGUCGCGAGCUUGUGCCGCUACUCUUGAAACGCCAAAAUCCAAAGCAUGAGGCGUUGAUCCUGGAGACGAUCCUGAGCAACAGUCUGCGCCGCCUGCGAGACAAGGGCUACGACGUGCACCGCAUCCUCGCCCGCAAAGAAAAGCAAAGAGCUCUGGAGCAGGCCAGGCUUGCCGAGGAAGAGAAGCAGAGAAUUGCAAACGCACCUCCGCCGUACGCCGAGCCAACAUCGCCAAAGCAGCAUCCCCCUCCAGGGUACCAGCAACCGCAAAUCGAGGCCGCGGCUGCUGCCAACCAAGCGCCCCCGAGAACUCCUGAGAAAUCGAACGUGUCGAAGAUGCCCGGUGCCUUCGGCUCCCCGGAGCACGACACACCCGGAACCCAGCUCCAGCGCCGCCCAAGCGUCGACACAGCUGCCGCCAACAACAAUCGCCGCAGCAAGUUCAUGUCCAACUUCACCAAAGCCUUCGAGAACUUGACCACCGGAAACAACAGUAACAAUCGCUCCAGCAUCUCCUCCACCGGAGGAGCCGGCCCCAGCAACACCGGCACCGGCGGCGGCCAAUCCCGCCCCAGCGACCCCAACCACAUGUCCAGCGACAUCACCGCCAACCUCGAGACAGCGCUGCAAAAGUGCCGCGCGCACAACUCCCCGCACGUCCAAUCCGCCGCGCGCACCCGCGACAUCGACGAAGCGCGCGGCUCCUACUGCGACAGCAGCACCAGCAAGGACCUCACGCGCUGGCUGCCCGAAGCCAAGCCGGGCACCGGCAUCGCCGUCUACCUCGCCAACAACAAGCCGGCCCCGACCGCCGACCCGGCCUUCCUCGCCGGGCUCGACGCCUUCGCCGACCUCGUGUCGCGCAUCGGCGGCGGCGUCUUCGGGCUGGGCGUCGGCGGGCGCGGCAGCAGCAACGGCGUGCUCAACAUCUUCUACGAGGAGACGAGCAGCACCAUCGCGUUCAACCAGGGCGGCGCCCUGUUUUUCAACUACCACUACUUUUUGAACUUGCAUCGCGCGGCCAUGGCGGAGCAGGACGGCAGAAGGAAGGCGCAUGUCUUUUGGUGGGAGGCCUUUUGUCAUGAGAUUGCGCAUAAUUUGGCGCAAGAGCACAGCGCGCAGCAUGUGUUUUACGAGGGAAGCUUCGUGAAGGAGACGUUCUUUGCUAUGGCGAGGCUGAUGAACGCGUUAUAA